AGUAACACUCCAAAAACGCUCACGGUGCCGGUGCCCAACUCAUAAGCAAAUUGAAUUCCUUUAGAACCUCUGGAAUCUGGAACCUCUCAUAUGUGGUACGCAAAGCUCGAAUUGCAGAAGCUCGUUCCAGGUUGUUGUUUUGUUCCUUAGAUGAAUCUACUUGUUUUGUUGCGGAUUUUGGUGUGGAAUUGCGAUUUUUGAGAUCUACUUCAUGUGAUUAUUCAUGCGAUUGGUUUUAUGCUAUUUGUUUCAUGAAUUCAACUUAUUUUUUCUUUCUCAUACAUGCUAUCUCAUGUUUUUAGUGAUAAUUUACAUGUUAUAAACUUAUGACUCGAGUUUCUGGUUUAACUUCUUAUCUCAUCUUUGUUUCAUGGAAGUAAAUGAUAAGAAAAUUUAUGUUACAAUGUGUAGAUGGGCACAUUUGUGUACACUUGUUCUUGUUUAAUUUCAUGAGAUUAAUUUUUCAAGUGUUGUGGCUGGAAAUCAGUAAUGAAUGACCUAUCAUCCCCGGGCCCAGGGCGGCCGCCCCUCUUGCCCUGGCUCAGAAAAUCAAUUCCUAGAAACUGGAACUUCGUAUAGGAACUAAUUCUUAUUUAGAUGAAAUGAGACCGUGAUGUAACUCUUGUUCAGCUGCACACUCUUGAAAGUUGACCUUUUUCCAUAGAUGUGAAAUUAUUAUCUAUAAUAUUUUCAGACUAAAUUGUGAUAACCUCCAAUUGAGCAAUGUGGAGAAUAUAUCGUAUGUUCCUCUCUAUUUUUGAGUGUGUUUACUGAUAGUCUCAAGUUACAUCUGCAUCAUGCUAAACUUAGUCAUUCUUUUUAUUUGUAAGUUUGGAGUUAUAUGUAUAAUUUCCCAAUUAGAGGCUUUAACUACUAGCUUGAUAUAAUAUUAUAAUGUACCAUGCUUAGCUCCACCGCAAUAUGACUAUAUGAGCCUCUGUGCUCCUCCCUACUUUUUUUUACCUUUCAAAAUUUUGUUUGCAUCAACGAUUUCUGAUGGAUGUUGCAGAAGUUGGUGCUAAGCUUUGAUCUUUCAAAGAAUAUACUUUAUUAGCGUUGGCAGCUAAUAGAAAAUGGAAAUUGUUGAAUCCAUUGAUGAUCUAUCAUUGCAAGAUCCACCGGAAGCGGAAUUUUCAUCUGCUGACCUCAAGUGGACCAAGUUUGGUACUGCUGAGCACCAUGAUGAUGUAGCUAAAAUUCCUUAUGAUCGAGUUGAUGAUUUUAUCAUUGGAGAGUGUUCUAAUGUGGAGUUCCCAACUCGAUUUCAUAUUGAGAGAGGACGGAAACGAAGGAGAGGAAGCUUAAAGGAGUAUAAAAGUGAUGAUUAUUUGGAAUAUAAACUAUAUUGGUGUUCAUUUGGUCCUGAAAAUUAUGGAGAGGGUGGUGACAUAUUACCCAGUCGGCGAUAUCGUCUAAAUACCCGUAAUCGUGCUGCCAGACCACAGUCUAUGAGAGGUUGUACAUGUCAUUUUGUAGUGAAACGCCUGUAUGCAUGCCCAACACUUGCACUCAUCAUUUAUAAUGAGAGGCGUCAUGUGAACAAGUCUGGUUUUCCCUGCCAUGGUGCUCUUGAUAGAGAUGCCAUAGGCCCUGGUGCUAAGAAAAUUCCAUACGUUGGCACUGAGAUGCAGCAGCAAGCAAUGUCGAUGAUUUACCUUGGCAUUCCUGAAGAGAAUGUAGUGCAGAAACACCUUGAAGGGAUUCAACGUUACUGUAAUGCAGAUGCAAAACUUAGCAAGAUGGCCUCUCAAUAUGUUCAAAAGCUGGGAAUGGUUAUCAAAAGAUCCACUCACGAAUUAGACCUGGAUGACCAAGCUAGUGUCCGGCUGUGGGUUGAGCGAAAUAAAAAGUCUGUUUUCUUCUAUCAGGAUUCAUCUGACGGCGAUCCAUUAAUUUUGGGAAUUCAAACUGAGUGGCAGGUGCAACAGAUGAUACGAUUUGGGCAUCGCAGCAUCAUUGCAGCAGAUUCAACCUUUGGGUUAAAGAAGCUUAGAUACCCUUUGUGCACGCUUCUUGUGUUUGAUUCAAGACAGCAUGCGCUCCCUGUGGCAUGGAUUAUUACUCGUAGCUUUGCUAAGCCAGAUACUUCAAAGUGGAUGAAAGCACUAGUUGAUCGAAUACGUGCUGUAGAUACUGGAUGGAAGGUCAGUGGUUAUGUGAUAGAUGAUGCAGCGGCAGAAUUGGAGCCUAUAAGGGAUAUGUUCUGCUGUCCUGUGUUGUUUUCCCUUUGGCGUGUACGUAGGGCAUGGCUUAGAAAUAUAGUGAAAAAAUGCAGUGAACUUGAAGUUCAAAGGAAGAUUUUUAAACAUCUAGGUGAUGUCGUGAGCAGCAUAUGGAAGGGAUUGGAUUCUGCAGUUGCUAUUGAAAAGUUCAUGCAAGAUUUCAGUGAUCAAACUGCAUUUAUGCAGUAUUUCAAAGAUUGCUGGUUGCCUAAGAUUGAGAUGUGGCUGUCAAUAAUGCGGACUGUCCCACUUGCAAGCCAGGAAGCUGCUGGUGCUAUUGAAGCCUACCAUAUCAAAUUGAAAACCAAAGUUUUUGAUGAUUCACACCUUGGUGCAUUUCAAAGAGUUGAUUGGUUAGUGCACAAAUUGACCGCUGAGCUGCACUCUAGUUACUGGUUGGACCGAUAUUCUGAUGAACAUGAUACUUUUAAAGAUGUGAAGGAAAUGUACCUAGCUUCAACUUCAUGGCACCGUGCACUGCAAAUCUCUGAUACAGCUGUUUACUUUCAUGAAAAUCAUGACUUUUUUGCAGAGAUCCAAAGUCAGAAGGACAAUACUGUAUCGCAUAUAGUCUGGAAUCCUGGAUCAGAAUUUGCUUUCUGUAAUUGUGCCUGGGCUUUGCAGGGUAACCUUUGCAAACAUGUUAUAAAAGUCAAUAUGAUGUAUGAAACUCGGCAGGGCUCGGCUUCCAUGUCCUUCCAUUCAUUUAGAGAGCUAUUGACAAGUUUAUUGAGGAAGCCCAUGGAUGAUUCAAUUGAAUUGGACAAGGCGAUGGCGUGGACUCAUCAAAUGCUAAAUCAAGUACAGAGUCUAGUUGAACUUACUAGUGCAAACAAUAUUGGCACUCUUGUGAAGAGUCUGCCCUUAAAAUGGAUAUCCAAAAAAGCUAGAACAACUGCUCAGAGACCAUUAGCAACCUCAGCUCCUGUAUCCAGCUCUGCUAAUACAAAGAGUAAUGUUACUGGACAACGGGGUCAGAAGAAACGAAAGAGACUCUCGACACUCAGAUGAGAAACAAUGGAGCCAAUAUGUGAAAAUUUUGUGGUGGUUGCCGUUGAGAAAAAGCAAUGCUGCAUAUUAUCAUCUCAAAGGAAGGUGACAGUGCAACAUCAGUGCAUCGUUAUACUCCACCUUGAUUCAUGAUUGCUCCAUUAGGUUUGCUGAUCCUUAUUGAGUUGAUCUCCAUACCAUCAAUCAUCUUGAAGUUCAAAGAUAGUGAUGACUAGAUUGAGGCUUGCAAAGCAGGUACAUGUGUAUCUCAUACCUUUUAAGUAUAUGAAGAUAUUGGUGAUGGCAAUGUGGCAGUGCUGAGAGUUGGUUACUGGUCACUUGACUGCCUGUGUAUACUGAUCAUAAUUUUGGCUCUACAGAUUUUAGGGGAAUUUAUGUUGCAAUUUAUAAUUUUGGCAAUUUAUAGGCGUCUAUCUCUGAAUUUUGUCAUAAAGAGUUGGAGUAUAUAAUUGUUUCUAUAAUUAUCAAUCUUAGGAAAUUGUUUCUUUGUCA
This is a messenger RNA of Beta vulgaris subsp. vulgaris (sugar beet), 3725 nucleotides long. RefSeq lists its product as hypothetical. The coding region runs from base 1074 to 3233 and encodes 719 amino acids. The transcript is spliced from 5 exons. Gene Ontology annotation, molecular function: zinc ion binding. The record is from RefSeq and is a predicted model, not a curated record. Lineage: Eukaryota; Viridiplantae; Streptophyta; Magnoliopsida; Caryophyllales; Amaranthaceae.